Diprion similis is the source of this 488-nucleotide messenger RNA. RefSeq names its product venom carboxylesterase-6-like. The record is from RefSeq and is a predicted model, not a curated record. Bases 70 to 474 code for a protein of 134 amino acids. The transcript has 2 exons. NCBI's taxonomy places the organism in Eukaryota, Metazoa, Arthropoda, Insecta, Hymenoptera, Diprionidae.
AACUCCUAACUGACGGUUUUUUUUACAUAUCCCGUGUACAAAGAACUUCAAUCGCAUCUAGCAUCCAAUAUGCGGAAUAAUCCGGUGUACCUUUGCACGUUUGACUAUAGGGGCACUUUCAGUUACAGCUAUAAGUUUAGUGGAGGUAACACAGAGGAUUGGGAUGCACCACAUGGUGACGAAAUGAUUUACCUUCUCCCUGGACCAAAGACAGAUUUCGGGCCACCAGGCCAUGAAUACAGCCAAACUGACUUGAGAAUGGUAGAUACAAUGGUAGAAUUAUGGACAUCGUUUGCUACCAAUGGAAUUCCUGCUAGUGCAACUCUGAAUGGCAGCGUAAUUUGGGAACCAUACUCAUCUCUUGAAAAUUAUCUUCAAAUUGUAAAUGGACCUGAUAUCAGACUUGAGGCUAAAAAAGGUUUUCAUACAAAGCGAAUGCAGUUUUGGGAAAGGUUCUAUUCUGCUACACUGUAAAUGUAGCUUUUACA